Tribolium castaneum (red flour beetle) is the source of this 1538-nucleotide messenger RNA. RefSeq names its product equilibrative nucleoside transporter 3. NCBI's taxonomy places the organism in Eukaryota, Metazoa, Arthropoda, Insecta, Coleoptera, Tenebrionidae. The transcript is spliced from 7 exons. The coding region runs from base 132 to 1388 and encodes 418 amino acids. Gene Ontology annotation, molecular function: nucleoside transmembrane transporter activity. The record is from RefSeq and is a predicted model, not a curated record. Gene Ontology annotation, cellular component: plasma membrane. Gene Ontology annotation, biological process: nucleoside transmembrane transport.
UUUGAUAAGUGUGUGUUAUCUAACUGAUUCAUUCUCUUGGAAAAGGCACAUUUGCGCAUACGGGCGAUAAUAUUUCGAAAAAUGGCCAUUUAAACGCGCGUAAUUGCGGGAGAAAAAUUUGUGUUUCGGUCAUGGAAACGUCAAGUGGGCCUCCGAAAGACCACAGUGUCUUGAUUUAUGUCUUGUUUUAUUCGUUUGGGGUUGUGACAGUAGUACCAGGGAAUUUUUUCACAACGGCCACAGAUUAUUGGAUGUACAAAUUCCGAGAUCCUGCCAGCAAUAUCAGUUACAACAGCGAUAACAGGACCGGACUCCAGGCACAAUUCACGUCCGAUUAUACGAUAUGUUCAAACGUGAGCAACGUUUUAUUCAUAAUUCUCACAAUCCGGGUCUUGCGAAAAUACCUCAACUUGCUGACCAGGGUUCUGGGGGCCCUCGCGGGGCUCAUUUCGAUGUUCGUCCUGACCUGCAUUUUCGUCCGCAUUGACACCGACCCGUGGCAGCGGGAUUUUUUCGUCUUGACUCUGAUCACUGGAUGUUGCCUCAGCGCCUUUUCAGGGGUUUUUAUGGUUUCGGUGUUCGAAUUAGCGGGGAAGUUUCCCUCCAAGGACUUAGCCCCCUUGUUUUCGGGGCAAGCCAUCUGCGGGAUUUUGGCCGCUUUGGUGCAGAUUUUCGCACUGGGGGUUGGUGGGGGGCCCGCGACCACGGGGCUCAUUUAUUUCCUCAUUGGGAUGUUUUUCGUUUUUUUGCCACUGGUGGGUUUCGUCGGACUUUGGCGCAGGUCUGAAUAUUUUGGUUUCCAUCUAAUGAAGCAAUUGGAGGAGAAAAAAACCAAUCUAAAGUUUGAUAAAGAAGUUAUUAAGUCUGCGAUCAGGAAAGUUAGACUGUAUAUGGGGUCCAUGGUACUGGUGUUGGGCUGUACCAUCAUGUUACAUCCGGGGGUCACGUCCCUGGUUGUUUCAGUAGAUAAGGGAAAUGGGACACCAUGGAGCGACACGUUUUUUGGUCCUGUUGUUAAUUUCCUCUUCUAUUAUCUCUUUGAUUACGUGGGCCGUGAAGUUGCAAUGUACUUCAAGAAGCCUUCUGAUGGACUCACACUCCUGCUUUUGAGCCUGCUCAGAAUCCCUCUUAUUCCAAUGAUACUUUUUUGCAAUGCUCAGCCCAGAGACCACCUCCCUGUUGCGUUCAAUUCGGACGCUCUUUAUGCAAUUUUAAUCCUAGUUUUUGCGUUCAGUAACGGAUUUUUGAUCAAUUUGGCCAUAAUUACGGUCCCGAAGGCCGUAGAUGAAGAGGAGAGGCCGUUUGCUAUGCUUGCGGUUCUGCUCCUUAUGGUUCUCUCUUUGGCUAUUUGUGCCGGCACCAGUGCAGCCUUAGUUAAGGCCUUGUAAAUUAUUGAGGAGAUAUCAGUCCAGAUCUGCGAUAGUAAUUGUGGCAAUGUCAUCGUUUGUUAUGAAAAAUUUAUAAAUAAAUAUUCUCGGAUGAGGAUCUGAUUAGAUAAAUCAGAUACUUGUCGAAAUAAAAAAAUUCUUGUGACUAUU